AUGACCUACGGACCUAGAUAUACCUUACAUAAAUUCCAGGGAAACGAAAGAGAAGUUUUCACUGGCGAUUUUAAAGAUGACUACGUGAGCUAUGCUUCAGGCCUUGAGCGCCGUGCCAUGGAGCCCGAUGAAAGCGCGGACUCUGUCUGUCAAAGGCCGUUGGUCAUUCACCUAGACGACACCCUCUCUGCACCUCCUCCCGAGCCUACUGUCCGCUGUCGAACCAACAUCAGAAGAAUGUGUCCAGAUGAUUACAACAAGGAUGGAUUGGUAUGUCUCUUUAUCUUUGUCAUCUUGAUCUUACAAUCCUUUACUCGCGUCCGGUCGGUAUAUUCAUUCUCCAUGACUUUGAAGGAUUACGAAUCGGGCAAACGUCGACAAGCGAUCCGAGCGGCCCAAGAGGCUUCUCAACCCCAAUCCAGUCGCAAAGAGCUCUUGGUCAUCAAAUGUGGAUCAGAUGAACCUUUACCAGUAGCUGGACCCUCAUCCCCAUCUGAAACCUUGAUCGAGGCCAAAUUAGACUCCAUUGUGAAAGUUCUACGUUCUCACUCACUCAACUCGAUCUCUGAGAAGCUCAAGACAGCCCUUGAAAAAACAAAAGGAAAGAUGCGAUCGCGAGCUCAAAGCUCUGUCGAUCAAGAACUUUCAAAUUCAAACCCCGAACGUACAAUCAAGCGACAGGGAAGAUGCUUAGAUGCUGAAGCCAUUCAAGGCGCAUUGAAGGAACACUUUGGACUUGAACUCAAUCCUGCUACUAACUCAGAAGAUGCCUAUGCUACACCUAGUCGACAAUCUCACGACUCUGAUGCUCCUGUCUAUAGUCAAUCCUCUGGUGGUUCUGCCUAUAGUCAAUCCUCUGGUUGA
This is a messenger RNA of Melampsora larici-populina 98AG31, 864 nucleotides long. RefSeq lists its product as uncharacterized. Lineage: Eukaryota; Fungi; Basidiomycota; Pucciniomycetes; Pucciniales; Melampsoraceae. The transcript is spliced from 4 exons. The record is from RefSeq and is a predicted model, not a curated record. The coding region runs from base 1 to 864 and encodes 287 amino acids.